AUGGUCAACUCCUGUUGUGGCUCUGUCUGCUCUGAGGAGGGCUGUGGCCAAGGCUGCUGCCAGCCCAGCUGCUGCCAGACCACCUGCUGUAGGACCACCUGCUGCCGCCCCAGCUGCUGUGUGUCCAGCUGCUGCAGGCCCAGCUGCUGUCAGUCUGUCUGCUGCCAGCCCACCUGCUGCCGCCCCAGCUGUUGUGUGUCCAGCUGCUGCAGGCCCAGCUGCUGUGUGUCCAGCUGCUGCAGACCCCAGUGUUGCCAGUCUGUGUGCUGCCAACCCACCUGCUGCCGUCCCAGCUGCUGCCGCCCCAGCUGCUGUCGCCCCAGCUGCUGCAUCUCCAGCUGCUGUCAGCCCUGCUGUGGUGGUUCCAGUUGCUGCAGCCCCUGCUGCCGCCCCUGCUGCCGCCCUUGCUGCUGUCUGAGACCAGUCUGUGGUCAGGUCUGCUGCCAAAGCACUUGCUACCGUCCCACCUGUGUCAUCUCCACCUGCCCCCGCCCCAUGUGCUGUGCCACCCCCUGCUGCUGCUAA
Molecule: messenger RNA, 525 nt
Organism: Apodemus sylvaticus (European woodmouse)
Lineage: Eukaryota; Metazoa; Chordata; Mammalia; Rodentia; Muridae
Product: keratin-associated protein 4-12-like
Exons: 1
Coding region: 1-525 (174 amino acids)
Cellular component (GO): keratin filament
Source: RefSeq, a predicted model, not a curated record